Molecule: messenger RNA, 1566 nt
Organism: Varroa destructor (honeybee mite)
Lineage: Eukaryota; Metazoa; Arthropoda; Arachnida; Mesostigmata; Varroidae
Product: syntaxin-2-like
Biological process (GO): vesicle fusion; exocytosis; intracellular protein transport
Cellular component (GO): endomembrane system; plasma membrane; SNARE complex
Molecular function (GO): SNARE binding; SNAP receptor activity
Source: RefSeq, a predicted model, not a curated record
CCCGGCUACCGUUCCUUAUCAAUGUUAGCAUUCGAUCAAAAGAAGCCUCAUCAGAAGUCAACAUGUGUGUGUUUCACUGUCCGAUAGCGGAAUGUCCUAAGAAAGAAAGAUGCGAGCUAACAUAAUUACAUGCAUGGUAAUUCUUUAUCUAGGUAAGGUAUCAAUGAUUUUACGCCCGUUUAAUUUACAUUCCUCUUAAUAAUCUAUCCGCGCUUAUGUACUAUAGUCGUAUCGUUUCUAAUCAUAAAUAACGGCCAUCGGCUGCGCUCGGUUUGAGCAGUAUCUUAUAAUUGUUGGAGGCGAGGAGCUCCGUGCAUUUGACCUUUUGACGGCCAUCAAGCCGUGAUGACAGUCUCGUCUUGUUCGCACUAAACGCGCUAUAGAACUGGAAAUCUUUACUAGCAGACGAAUUUUUACUCGAAAACGUGUUCUACUUGGUUAAUAUUGAAACAGGCUGAUAAGAUUCUUGAAGGUUCAAUAGUCUGUGUGUGUCGGAGUGCAGUAUACGGAUAUUUCGCACAGUGUCUCCGUAUAUAGUCGUCCUCAAUACUAUAUAUUAUAACCAUGCCGCAAGAUCGGUUACCAGAGCUGCAAGCCGUAAUCUUCGCCACCGAAUUCUCGCCAAUGAUGGUCUUUAGCCAGGCCCAUGAGGACCUCACCCGGAUGCAGGGUCUCAUAAAAAAGCUGGCCAUGGCGCACGCAGACGCUUUCACCUCCAUUGACAAAAAAAGUGACGGGAUAAACCCUAUUAUUCAGGAUUUUCGACAGACCGCGGCAAGUGUUCGAGGAUUACUCCAACAAAUUAGGGGUUCAGUUAGCUCAAAUGAUGGUUCGGCGAGGGGUCGUAUGCGAUGGUGCCAGUAUCAGGCUAUAUCACAGAGAUUCGGGGAUCUCGCCAGAGAUUUCAAUUCGGAACAGAUGGCUUAUCAUGACAAAUGUAAACAACGUAUUCACAGACAGCUAAAGAUUAUGGGCCACGCGUCUACUGACGACGAAGUCGAAAAAAUGUUGGCAAGGAACGACUUAUUUAUCGGAGCGGCCUCACAACUUAAGAUUGACGAAGCGCGCUUCGUUCUCGAUGAGAUGCGAAAUCGGCAAAAGGAUAUUGAGAACCUGGAGGAAUCCGUUCGUUAUAUUACCGAAUUAUUCACUGAAGUUGCUGUCUUUGUUGAAACACAGGGCAAGGCCGUCAGUCGAAUUGCGGAGAACGUUGAGGACGCGGUCGUGUUCGUCGACGAUGGCGGAGAUGAACUUGUCAAGGCUCGAACGAAUCGGUCGUCCGCUCGAAGGAGAAAGUUUCGGAUUUUCCUCUACGUUGCUCUCACAGUCGUGAUACUCGUAAUGAUCAUCAUCCUAUCGAGCAAAUAAUUAUCACGGGAUGGAUUGCACAAACCUUCAAAGCGUCACGUGAUGGCGACACCUGGUGCUCCACUUCAUUGCAAGCGACCAGAAAGAGCUAACUUCAAAAUUUUAUAACCAGCAUUCGAGCUUAGAGCUUAGCACUUUUGAGGUCGCAUUUGGACAUUAUUUUAUUAGCGAUAUUGUCACAAGUUGCCAAAAAAAAAA